This is a messenger RNA of Phlebotomus argentipes, 2881 nucleotides long. RefSeq names its product COUP transcription factor 2 (gene svp). The annotation marks the transcript as partial. Lineage: Eukaryota; Metazoa; Arthropoda; Insecta; Diptera; Psychodidae. The record is from RefSeq and is a predicted model, not a curated record. The transcript has 5 exons. Gene Ontology annotation, biological process: regulation of transcription by RNA polymerase II; anatomical structure development; cell differentiation. Gene Ontology annotation, molecular function: zinc ion binding; nuclear receptor activity; RNA polymerase II cis-regulatory region sequence-specific DNA binding.
CUUGUUGUUGAUUGGUGCACUCUCACGCGCGAUCCCGCUCCCUCCCCCAAGCAUCCCCUCGGUGCAUUGGUAAAUUUCAGUGGUGAGUGUCGGCCCCGGCUUUGGGGGGCCAAAACCGGCAAUAUUAUCACACACAACUCGCUAAGUGUGUACGGGGGUGGCGUCCUGUGCCCAUCGCCGUCCACAGCCACCGGGUUCUUCAACCCACGCGGCCAGGGAUCCGAGAUCAACGCGCUGGAGCUGGGGUUCCCGCGGAGUAUGGCCCUGGUAGCGCCGCCGCCCCCAAGUGUCUGGCGCGACCCCAAUCUCGGCAGCCACAUCCCCGUAACCACAGCGUCGGAGGAGCUCACCACGCUCGGGCCGCUGGUGCCGACGUCCAAGCAGGAGCUCGUGCAGCAGAGCAUCACACCAAAUUCCCAGGCCAACAGCUCCCAGAGUGGCGGCAGCUCAUCGCAGACGGUGGAUGUGAAACCAAAUCAGAACAUUGAGUGUGUUGUUUGCGGUGAUAAGAGCUCAGGGAAGCACUAUGGCCAGUUCACGUGUGAAGGUUGUAAAUCAUUCUUCAAGCGAUCGGUCCGGCGCAACUUAACGUAUUCUUGUCGAGGAAAUCGAACCUGUCCCAUCGAUCAGCACCAUAGGAAUCAAUGCCAAUACUGUAGAUUACGGAAGUGCCUCAAAAUGGGAAUGCGUCGUGAAGCUGUUCAGCGAGGACGAGUUCCACCCUCUCAGCCCACUGGAUAUCCCGGCAUGCACGGCCAGUACGCCCUGACGAAUGGCGACCCGUGUGCGGCCGGCUUCAAUGGUCACUCAUACCUAAGUUCCUACAUAUCGUUGCUCCUGCGCGCCGAGCCUUACCCAACCUCCCGAUAUGGGCAGUGCAUGCAACCAAAUAACAUAAUGGGGAUAGACAAUAUCUGUGAACUGGCGGCGCGGCUGCUCUUCUCGGCGGUGGAGUGGGCCAAGAACAUCCCGUUCUUCCCGGAGCUGCAGGUGACGGAUCAGGUGGCGCUGCUGCGACUCGUGUGGUCGGAGCUGUUCGUUCUCAAUGCAUCUCAGUGUUCAAUGCCACUCCAUGUGGCGCCGCUGCUGGCGGCCGCGGGCCUGCACGCGUCCCCAAUGGCGGCGGACCGGGUGGUUGCCUUCAUGGACCACAUCAGGAUAUUCCAGGAGCAGGUGGAGAAGCUCAAGGCGCUCCAUGUGGACUCGGCCGAGUACUCCUGCCUGAAGGCAAUCGUCCUGUUCACCACUGACGCCUGCGGCCUGUCCGACGUCACCCACAUCGAGUCCCUGCAGGAGAAGUCGCAGUGCGCGCUCGAGGAAUACUGCCGGACGCAGUAUCCCAACCAGCCCACGAGAUUCGGGAAGCUGCUGCUUCGACUGCCAUCGCUCAGGACCGUCUCGUCGCAGGUCAUCGAACAGCUCUUCUUCGUCCGUCUGGUGGGGAAGACGCCCAUCGAGACGCUGAUCCGCGACAUGCUGCUGUCCGGCAACAGUUUCUCCUGGCCGUAUCUCACAUCGAUGUGACACACAGUGUGGCGUCAGCUGGCGACGACCUGAUCCUCGGCCAUGGGGCCCUCGCUGGCUCCCUUCAGCGGCUGCUGUAGCGCCCCGUCCUCAGCCGGCCAGGCCAUGGAGCAGCUGCCCCUGGCGCCCGCGCUGCCGCCCGCGGACCACUUGCAGGUCGGCGCGUCCGUGCCCAACCAGCUGCAGGCCAGCGACGUGUCCGUCGCCGUGGACGUGAAGUGACCCGCGGAGUUGCAGGACGCCUUCCUGGCCUCCCUCCCGCUCUAGUGCGCGCUCUCUUGCAGACAAUACUCCACAGCCAGUCCCUGACCCUCCGCAAUCUUGUCUCAUAUCACGCGAGGAGGCAAAGUGAGAAGAGAGAAUUAGUAGGCAAUUAAGAGAUAUUAAAUUAUUGACAAAUUGUAUAAAGUGUAGCAAAGAAUCAAGGACAAGAAAAGAGGAUAGUAAGAGAUCACAUACUUAGGUGCCAUUUGUAUUAAGAAGAACACUUCUUCAGAUGAAACAUCAAAAAUAAUGUGUAAAAGUUGUAGGUUAUUUUAUGACUUGUUCGCAGUGUAAAUUUUUCUCAGAGAAAAUCACAAAAUGCAAUAUUGCAAUAUCUUUUUGCCCUUUUCCCACAAACACACACGAAAACACAUAUAUUUAUUAUAUACUCUUCCUUGUAAAGGAAAAAUCUCUUAAUGAGCACAAACAAUAAGGAGAAAAAAGAACAUUUUAUGACUUUGCAAUCUUAAAGUUUUCCCUCCCAAAGCAAAUCCCAUGAAAUUCUAGAGCAAUAAUAUUUUAUUUUGACAUGAAGAAACUCUAUUAUUUUAAAAUUUUUAUAUUUUUAGCUACAAAUAAAUUUUUUUUACAUCUAUUUUAAAAAUAUAUUUUAUAUCUCUUAUUUUAUAUAAAUGAAUUGCGAGAUACUCGUCUCAGAAACCAAUAUAUUGUUGUGAUCGAAAUUACUAUAUAGUGAAAUAACUAUAUUAUGACUUACAUAGUGAAAUAAACUGUAAAUACCACAAUUUGUACAUAAAUAGAAUUAAAUUGAUGAGAUAGAAUUUUUCUUCUUAUUUUUUUUAUUCAUCACUUUUCAGUUCCUCCUUUUAUGAUUGAUUUCAUUUCCAAACCACAAGAUAAAUUGUUUGUACAGUGAGAUAUUAUUUUCUUCUAACAAUAUAGAAACCACCAUAGAAAAAUCUGACAUAAUUUCCAAUCAUUUUACACCGCAUUUGAAAUGUAUUUGCAGAUGAUGAGAAAAAGUGUGGAAGUAAAGGAAAUCCAUGAACGAAUCACCAUUGUACAAGUUUUUUGAUGAGAGAUAAUAGAAAUUGUAAUAAGUGCAGUGCAUAAUAAAAUGAUAAUAAACGUC